AUCGAGAUCAACUAGUAUCCAACAGUAUCCACAGCAACAAAUAUAGAUCGUUUGUAUAUCUGAUAAGUAGACCCUUGCCGCAACUACAUUCUAAAUACAGGUCACUCAAGAUCACACACCCAAGUCUUAUCUUCAGCUCCCAACUCUCUGCCCCAAUUGUUUUCUAAGUAAUUUAUUCCACCCACCAUGCCAACCCUCAAAUCCACCGCCGCUCUCUUCUUUUUUACCCUCGCCCUAGGUGCAGCGGCCCAGCCCACCACACAAGUCACCCUACGAAACAACACCAACGACGAGACCACCUGCGCCGUCUUCAACUGGGACCGUCAACCCGUAUCGGGGGACGAAUACCCACCGAAACGUAUCAGCGCAGCCUUCAGCUGCCCCAACACCACCACCACGAGUAACAACACCACUUCCUGCGAAAUCACGGGGACGGGGGGAUAUGGCACCUACUACGCGGUGACGAACCUCACCGGCGUCGCCGCGGGGCCCCUGACGGCCCUUGUCCAGAAGGCGGUCGAUAAGAAACAACUGCAGACAAGCAAUUUCAGCGCCCAAGCCACAGUUUAUGAGGGGGUGGCCCGCAAGCCCCUCGCACCGGGCCAGUCGGCGUACGCCGUCGAGAUCGGCCGCAGCUACUGCUUCACGGGGACGGUUUCUAGCUGCACGGGCGGCGACCACCAGAUCGCCGACGACACGCCGGUGCGGGUGUGUUCACCCCUGUGGCAGUAUGUCCGCACGGUCGGGAACGUGAUCGUGGCCUACAGCGGAAUAGUGAAUGUGACUCGGGAGCAGGCCGCCAACUUGACCGAUCCGUUUGCCGGUCAGAACGUGACGCUGCCGAACGGGGCAGCGAGGGGUUUAGUUGUCGCGGGGAAUGGGUGGUUGACCGGGCUGGUCGUUGCAGUUGUGACGGCUCUGCUGGUUUGAUGUCCUUUUGUUCUCUGGGGGGUUCGCAAGUCUGCCAGCUUACGGUGCAAUUGAUUCUGUUGUUUGUUCUUUAUAACUGUGAUAAUAGAGAGCACUUGUCUUUUCUUCUUCUUCCAUUUCUGUCUUUCUGUCUUUUUUCUUUUUUCUUUCGUUUUUUUGGUCUCUCUUCCUAUCUUGCCAUGGUGUUGGAUUUGUAAGAAUAGUGAUAAACAUAACGCUUGGGAUUGUAUGCUUCUGUAUAUAAAGCCGCACUAAAGUUGUCCCUAGUUUUUACCAAAAAGCAAGUUGUAGUAUAUAAUACCGAAUAUAGACCAUCUUUCUUAUCCGUC
This is a messenger RNA of Aspergillus aculeatus ATCC 16872, 1259 nucleotides long. RefSeq lists its product as uncharacterized. The record is from RefSeq and is a predicted model, not a curated record. The transcript has 2 exons. NCBI's taxonomy places the organism in Eukaryota, Fungi, Ascomycota, Eurotiomycetes, Eurotiales, Aspergillaceae. The coding region runs from base 187 to 930 and encodes 247 amino acids.